AAAUUAUAGAAUUGGUAUAAAUUUUAGCUACACUUGUUGUUUUUAAUAUGUCAAUAUGGGUAUUUAUCAAUUUUUGUACUUUAGAUGACGUAAAAAAGUAAUCAUGGUAUUUGGAUCAAGAAGUGAUACUGGCUACACAAGGGUUCCAUUGUUGUCUGGAAAUGACGAUGACAGUGAAGAAGAACUAUACGAACGUUCAAAUUCCCCCAAGAAAAAACCUGAUACAAUUUCAAAGGUGAAACAUGAACUGGAAGGUGCAAUGAAUGUUAUGAGAACAAAUUUAGGCAAAGUUUUAGAUCGUGGAGAAAGGCUUGAGGAUCUAGAAGCGAAAUCAGAAAGUUUUGAAAUGAAUGCCUUCCAGUUUAAAAACUCAUCAACAAAGCUCCAAAAUCGACUGUGGUGGCAGAACUGCAAGAUGAAAGCGAUAUUUGGUUCAGUUGUGGCAGCAGUCUUACUUGUUGUGAUCAUUUCCAUUGUUGUCAAAAGCAAGAAAUAAAUGAAAAUUUAAGUGCUCAAAUUCGAAAUGGGUAUGAAGAGUUAUGUGGAAAAAACACUUUGGAAGAAAUUUUGGGAAAAGUCACUCAAAUCGAUCGUAGUUGGAUAUCUAUACAUCUGCUGAAAGUCCACUUGCAAGAAACUAGAAUAAUAAUCUUGAUUUUGGUUUCCACUUCUGUGUAUUUUUCUGUUCUAUAUUGCUCAUAUACAUCUGUAUGUAUAUGCUGGUGAAUUAUGCUGGGUUUACUUUUUAAAUUAUGUAUUUAUUAGAAGAAUGAAUAUAGAAUCUUAUUUUUAUAAAAUAUUUUUUGUGUGAAAAUGAUAUUAGACAGUUAUUUAACUACAAGUUUAGUCCUUAAUUUCGUGUAUUAUAAAAAUCCAUUAGUAUUUUUAGGAUAUAUUAAGUAGCAUAUCUUUUUGACAUGUUUACAAAGGCAUUUUUGUAUGUACCAGAAGACAAAAAAUUUUUGUUUAUCAAAUUUUAAAGACGGAUUAAUAAAACAUAAGAAAUGGAUGACCUGUUUAAAUUCACUCACAUUAUUGUUUAUUAAGCAAACGUAGAAUAUUCAUUAACUGUGAUCUGUAAGUACGCUAUACUUAAUAUCGACAUUUUUAUUAUGAUAUAAUUUCCCAACUGUUAUAUGUGUGACGAGUAUUUAACAGUUACGUGCUAUUGGAGUGUUCAUUACAGGUACCAGACAUUUUAUUUGACAUUUAAGGUGGAGUUCUUAUGUGUUUAUUAUGUAAACAAACAGAAAAUGUUUUUGAUAUGCAUUUGAUAAUAUUUAAAUAUAAGAACUCUUGUAAAGCUUUUGUGUUCGACCUUAUGUGUAAGAGAAACUGUUUAUGUAACGAAUGAUAUGUUAGACAUCAGUGA
Messenger RNA from Hydractinia symbiolongicarpus, 1372 nucleotides. RefSeq names its product vesicle-associated membrane protein 4-like. Gene Ontology annotation, biological process: Golgi ribbon formation; vesicle-mediated transport. The transcript is spliced from 6 exons. Gene Ontology annotation, cellular component: membrane. The coding region runs from base 104 to 496 and encodes 130 amino acids. NCBI's taxonomy places the organism in Eukaryota, Metazoa, Cnidaria, Hydrozoa, Anthoathecata, Hydractiniidae. The record is from RefSeq and is a predicted model, not a curated record.